Messenger RNA from Closterium sp. NIES-67, 1342 nucleotides. The record is from the annotation of a GenBank genome assembly. NCBI's taxonomy places the organism in Eukaryota, Viridiplantae, Streptophyta, Zygnematophyceae, Desmidiales, Closteriaceae.
GCGCCUUCCACCAUGUCAAUCUCCGUUCGUUGUUGAUCGUCGUUGUGGUCCUGCUAUGUCUGCUGUGGAACCGAACGCACCGGAGACGCGCAUGCGCGUUAUUCAACGGUAAAGCGCGAGGGAAAGUUCAAUAUUUCAUCCUAUUAUACAUCCUUUUUUUUGUUGUUACGUCAUGGGCGUGCACAAGCCUGUUUCGCAGCCCUUCGCGGGAACAACAAGCGUGUUUCUAGUGCUACUUUCUCAGCAUAUCCUCGCUAGUGCAGUUUCCGAUAUCGUGAACAACUCACGAAACCGAUCCGUUCCGUAUGCACUAAUACGUCACAACCAAAUUCCCAUCUUCACCAACACCAGCAACGUUCAGCCAAAAACCGAAUUACGAUACUUUUCCGAUAUUAACGGUCUCCCAAGCAGUAGCUCCAGGAGGGUAAUGAGGGGUGGUGGUGGGGGUGGCGGAGGUGGCGGAGGUGGCGGAGGUGGCGGAGGUGGCGGAGGUGGCGGAGGUGGCGGAGGUGCUGGGGGUGGCGGUGGCGGUGGCGGUGGCGGUGGCGGAGGCGGAGGCGGAGGCGGAGGCGGAGGCGGAGGCGGAGGCGGAGGCGGAGGCGGAGGAGGAGGCGGAGGCGGGGGAGGCGGUGGUGGUGGUGGUGGGGGGUGGCGGAGGAAUGCGGCCCAAGGCGACUUUCAGGGGGUUCAGACCGCUCGUGUAUCCCGUUUACGAUGAGGAUCAUGAAUACGGGGAUUAUAUCGAGGAAUGGGACAAGAACGAUUUCAAGAAGGCAGACAGUAGACGUGCCUCAAUAGCGAUACUCCUCCUCACUGUGAUCGGCACUAUCUCUUGGCUCCUACUUGGGUAAUAACCGUCGCAAAGACUAGGUGAUGAACUUCGUUGCUGCUGGGGGAACAUUCCCCGCCAUUGUUUUCAUAGCCUGCCACGUGGCGUCAGCUGACGAACGGAUCGCACAAGUCGAUAUUUUUUCCCAUGAGCAGGACUCUGUUUCGCCGAUGAAUGCGGGGGCGAUGUGCCGGACACGCCGACGACUGACCGAUGCGCGCCGUGAGAGGCGGAGAGGUUUAGGGGAGUCACUCCCCAGCACGGUGCUGGCGGGUGAGACAUGCAGCUACGUAGGCAGGCAUGCGCGGAGAUUGGCGGCGCCUCGCGGAGAGCUAUGGGUGAAGGGGAAGUCCGCGCAUGCGUGGAAGCGAAGGUCUACACGAAUUGGCGCGAAUAUUCAGGUCGAAGUCGUAGAAGAAAGGCCAUGCUUGGGCCCGAAGUACAGAUUUUACGAAGGGUUGUUUCACAUGUUUUACGUUUCGACACGAUAUCUACACAAAUGUGACUACAGUA